Striga asiatica is the source of this 807-nucleotide messenger RNA. The record is from the annotation of a GenBank genome assembly. NCBI's taxonomy places the organism in Eukaryota, Viridiplantae, Streptophyta, Magnoliopsida, Lamiales, Orobanchaceae.
AUGGGAAGAGGAAAAGUGCGGUUUCGUUUCAUCACCAACAUGAAGAAACGAUUUGAGGAGUUCGAAAAGAGAAAGAAAGCCCUGGAGAAGUCCGCUUCCCAACUCUCCACUCUCUGUGGAGUCGACGUGGGCAUGAUCAUCUACGGGCCGGCCCACAGUAAGGACUAUGCAGACAGGCCCACAAUGUGGCCCAAUAACAACCCGGAAGUCCUCGAGGGCCUGAUUGAGUCCCACAAAUCGACACUAGGCUACGAGGCCCGGCCCAAAGUGUACGACCUAUCUGAUUUCUUCACGGAGAAGGCGGCUAAAGCGGAGGACGAGCUCAAGAAACUCCGGGAAUUGAAGUACCCGAUUCCUCACGAGGAUAGGUUUAACUGUAUGCCAAUGGAGGAAAUUGAACAGUUGUGUGGGUUGCUUGGGGCCAAGAUUGAGGCCGUUAGGGGGAGGAUUAACGAGAUGAAAUUUGGGCCUGCCGUGUGGAAUUACGAGCAAAAUACAGGGGAAUUUGACGGUUUUGGCGUGCAGGCUGAUGAUCGGCUUAUGAUGAUGAACAAUGGCUGUGGAUUGGGCAUGGGGCAGGGGCAGUAUGGUAAUUAUGGCCUUGGGUUUGUUGGUGUUGGGGUCCAAAAUGGUGGUCUGUUGACAGGGAUUGAUGGGUGGGGUGCGAUGAGUAAUAAUGGUGGAUAUGGGCUUCAAGGGCAUUUUGGGAAUUACGGUUUUGAUCUGGGGGCCGAUGAUUUCUUAUCCGGUGCCACUGGGGUAGGAAGUUCAGAUUUGAGGGAGUGCCGAACUUUUUUUGGGGAAUAA